Messenger RNA from Aplosporella prunicola CBS 121167, 1626 nucleotides. RefSeq lists its product as uncharacterized. The transcript is spliced from 3 exons. NCBI's taxonomy places the organism in Eukaryota, Fungi, Ascomycota, Dothideomycetes, Botryosphaeriales, Aplosporellaceae. Bases 1 to 1626 code for a protein of 541 amino acids. The record is from RefSeq and is a predicted model, not a curated record.
AUGUUGAUUCUCCGGCCUGUCGCACACGCCGCAGCUGCACUUGUGCUGCUUUGCUCAGUCUCUGCAUCACCCCACAAUCCAUCCCACAAUUCGUCGACUUUGCUUCCUGUCGUAGACUUGGGCUACGAACUGUACCGCGCCAAUGCGUUUAACGAAACCCGUGGCUAUUAUAACUUUUCUAACAUCAGAUAUGCCGCACCACCCAUUGGUGACCUGCGCUUCAUGGCGCCUUUAUCUCCAGUCACCGACCGCUCUGUGAUCAAUGAUGGCAGUGUUGACCGCAUUUGUCAUCAAGGCAAAGCUUUAAGCAAAAGAGACGUCCGUGAGACUGAGGAUUGUCUCUUUUUGGAUGUCAUUGUACAGAAAACGAUAUUCGACAAGGCGGGUCGUGGGAAAGGCGCUCCUGUUCUCGUCUGGAUCUAUGGUGGAGGUUACACCGCAGGAUCAAAGGCGGCAGAACGCACUCCCAGUGGGUUGAUCCAGCGUAGCAUCACGAAGAAAUCCGACGGAGUCAUCUACGUGGCUAUGAACUACCGCCUUGGUGCAUUUGGGUGGCUGUCGGGACCGACUUUCCAGGAAAACGGAACCAGCAAUGCUGGUCUGCAUGAUCAGCGGUUUGCUCUCCAGUGGGUCCAGGAUAACAUUCACCUCUUCGGUGGCGACAAAAACCGCGUUACUGUUAUGGGAGAGUCGGCGGGAGGCGGCUCGAUUGUUCACCAGCUUACGGCAUACGGAGGUGUCUCCAGUCCGCCUUUCAAGCAGGCUAUCGCUCAGUCUCCCGACUGGCUGGCUUUCCCUUCAAAAGUCGGCCAAGAAACGGUUUUCCAAGGCUUCCUCCAGGCAGCCAAUGUCAGCAGCAUUGACGAGGCCAGGAAGCUUUCUUCCGAAGAGCUCAUGAACGCAAAUGCGCAGGUGAUAGCAGCUGCAUCCACGGCCUUCCGCCCAACUAUCGACGGAGAUUUCGUCGCUGAAGAUCCCAAAGCCCUCCUUCUCCAAGGCAAAUACGACAAGAGCGUAAAGGUAAUGGUCGGUCACAAUACUAACGAAGGCCUCGAAUUCACGCCUCAAGUUACGACGGACGCGCAGGCGGACGCCUUCAUCAGUGCCGCCCUCUACACUGCUCCGAAGGCAACUGUAGAAUACGUUACCACCACGUUGUACCCGCACGUAUCCAAUGGCACCAACAGCACCAGCGCGCUCUACACAACUCCAUACCAGCGACUCGCGCUUAUCCUUGGCGAGGCAACCAUCCUUUGCAACGCCUAUGCGCUGAGAACUGCAUUCAAGAACAAAACGUACGGAUACAUUUUCGGCGUGUCUCCCGGCCUGCACGGCCAAGAUGUUCCGCACACGUACUACGAUCCCGGUUCGGCGCCUAGCAGCGGUGACGGAGGGGUCGCUGCGACUUUGCCAUUCAAUGUGACGGUCGCGGAAGCCUUGCAGGAUUACAUUACUACGUUCGCGAUAACAGGCCAGCCCGACAGUGCUCUAGAUGGGCUGCCAAAGUUUACAAAGUAUGGGAGCGAUGCGAGCGUGGUUGGUCUUAGCCAGGGAGGUAUUAGCCUGCAGAAGGACACGGCGGCGAACGAGCGUUGCAAGUGGUGGGGCGAAAAUCUUAAUUUAUAG